AUGACCUCCUUUGGCGCGACGACGACGACGGCGGACAACAGAGACAAAGAACGCCUUACCGGUGGUAAUAAUGAGAACAACAAUAAAUCUACCCUGUUUGGGGGUAAAGUCGCCAUCGUUGCGGCCACGGCGUGCGCCACCUUAGCGUUGGCCCCGUUUUGCUAUUUGCAAGGCGCUCGGUCCGCCAUCGCUGCGUCGAACAACGCGAACAUCCUCCUCCCUCUGAAGGCGGAAAAUGAUGGACGACUGACGAGUAGUAGUUUUAGUAGUAGUAGUAGUAGGAGUCACGAGCAGCGACGAGCCACUGAUUAUGGCAUCGAGAGAGAGUCGAAACUGGGAGAAAAGUCGUCAAAAUCCGUCGAUGUGAAGAGGAACAACAACAACAACAAAAUCAAUAACAACAAAAGAGCCGCGACGACAUCGUUCGCGAAGAAGUUUGUGGAAGCGUACGAACACGAGAAAGUCGAACAGCGACGAAGGCGGAGCAGCAGCGAAAGUGCUUCUUCUUCUUCUUCUUCUUCCAGCUCGAGUAAGAGUAACUUGAUCUCCGCGCUCGGCUCGUCGAAAUCGAAAGUUCCCAUCUACGUGAUUGCGUUGGAAGACCGACCGGAGGAGUUUGAGAAGUACGAGGCAAUUCGAACGGUGUUUCCAACCGCAGAGCCGACGCAUGGGAUCGAUCCUUUGCAAUGGCCGAACAGAAUUGAAGAUGCGCAAUACGCGGUCAAAGGACUGAGAAGUUACAUGCAAACGCACAAAAGCGAUCCGGCGCUCGUGGAUUUCUUAAAAGUUCGCCAAGAACCGUUCGUUCCCUCGGGUUUGUCCUACGGAAAGGAGGAUGAUAUUUCGCCCGGGGUUAACUGGAUCGAUCAGUUUGACAACUUUCGAGAGCAUCCGUGGUUGAUGGCGAUCGAUCACAGAGAAAGCGACGGGAAGUUGACCGAGGAAGAAGUCGGGAGAGCGCAUCACAUCGGGUGUUUGUUCGCGCACUUGUACCAGUGGCAAUUGAUGCUCGACCGAGGCGAAAAGAAGGCUUUAAUUUUCGAAUCUGACGCGCCGAGAAUCAUGGAGGCGAUACCAUUUUGGGCGAGCGAACAAGUAGCGGAACACGCGCCGGUGGAUACGGACAUUUUGCUCAUCCGAGCGCAGCACGUCGGGGAAAAACCGCCGGGGCCGUUGGCGACGACGUUUAUCGCGACCAACCCGAACGAUUCGAGCGAAAAGCAAACUAUUAACAUUCAUAAGUAUAAAUCCGCCGGCGCUGGUGCUGGAUUAGAAGCCUACGUCGUCUCGUCAAACUUUGCUAAAAAGGCGCAAGCGUAUUUGGCCAGACACGGAGCGGAUAUGAUUGACGGGUACAUCAUCAAGUUGUGCCAGAGCUCAUAUAAACACGCGAUUUACGAGCGGGCGUAUUACUCGAUGUAUCACGAGGAUAUGUUCUUAGAACCGUACGACGCGGCGCACCCAAAACCGACCGUGUUCAACUGCUACGUCGCGAGUACGCCGGAUAAAGCGGAUUGA
Molecule: messenger RNA, 1518 nt
Organism: Bathycoccus prasinos
Lineage: Eukaryota; Viridiplantae; Chlorophyta; Mamiellophyceae; Mamiellales; Bathycoccaceae
Exons: 1
Coding region: 1-1518 (505 amino acids)
Source: RefSeq, a predicted model, not a curated record